Messenger RNA from Pantherophis guttatus, 1796 nucleotides. Lineage: Eukaryota; Metazoa; Chordata; Lepidosauria; Squamata; Colubridae. The record is from RefSeq and is a predicted model, not a curated record.
AUGUUUCCAAGCUACAAAGUGAAGGUAACUGGGAUGAAUCCCAAGACAAAGUACAUCUUGCUGAUCGAUAUUGUCCCGGCAGACGAUCAUCGAUACAAAUUCUGCGACAACAAGUGGAUGGUGGCAGGAAAAGCUGAACCUGCGAUGCCCGGACGGUUAUAUGUUCACCCUGACUCUCCAGCUACUGGAACUCAUUGGAUGCGUCAACUUGUGUCUUUCCAGAAGCUAAAACUCACCAACAACCACUUAGAUCCCUUCGGACACAUCAUCCUCAAUUCCAUGCACAAAUACCAGCCCAGGUUGCACAUUGUGAAAGCAGACGAAAACAACGCAUUUGGGUCAAAGAACACAGCUUUUUGCACUCACGUGUUCCCAGAAACCUCUUUUAUAUCUGUGACAUCCUACCAAAAUCACAAGAUCACCCAGCUGAAGAUAGAGAAUAACCCGUUUGCCAAAGGCUUUCGAGGGAGCGACGACACUGACCUCCGCGUGGCAAGAUUACAAAGCAAAGAGUAUCCCGUGAUCUCGAAGACCAUCAUGAGGCAGAGGUUGGUCUCCACGCACGGCCAACUCUCCGCAAAAUCGGACCUCAGUCCGCCUCACGGAAGCCACCAAGGUCUCCACCACUACCAGUACGAGAACGGCGCCCACAUGCAAUUCGCCAGCUCAGAUGCUCAGGACCUGCCCCUGAACACCUUCCCAGCACAGAGGGAAUCUGGGCUUUUCUACCACUGUCUGAAACGGAGAGAAGGGGCCCGGCAUCUGGACUUACCCUGCAAACGCUCGUACCUGGAACCAACUUCUUCCCCUGGAGAUGACCCCUACUUUCGGUCGCCACCACCCUACGACCAACAGAUGUUGAGCCCCGCGUACUGCAGUGAUGUGACCCCACGGGAAGCGUGCAUGUACUCCGGCUCUGAAAUUGCAAGCGUGUCGGGGGUGGAAGAUCUGCCUCCUCCCCCACCUCCUCCUCCUCCUCCCCCCCCUCCUCCUCCUCCCCCUCCCCCUCUGAGCUGCAAUAUGUGGACCUCCGUUGCACCUUACACCAGUUACAGCGUUCAGACCAUGGAGACUGUCCCGUACCAGCCUUUCCCCGCUCAUUUCACCGCUACCACCAUGAUGCCACGCCUCCCACCCAUCGCCAGCCAAGGGUCCCAGCCGCCGGGCAACAGCCCUUUCACCGUCUAUAAUCAGCUCUCCCAACCCCGCGAAAGAAUCCCUGGAUCGUCCUUCCCCAGAGAACGGAUGGGCGAGAGGAAGCUCCCGUCGCCCCACUUAAGCGCGGCCAACGAGUUUCUGUACUCCCAGACUUUCUCCUUGUCCAGGGAACCCUCUUUACAGUAUCAUCCAGGAGUGAGCACAGUGGACAACUGGACUGAUGGAUGAUUCCACGUAUCAUCACGAGGAUUCGAUUUGCUGCUCCCGGGCAGUUAAUUCAGUGUGAAUAUCCACGGAUGCCUUGCACAUCCACAUCAUCUAAGCAGACCUGUGUUUCUGUGGGCAUUGGGGACUUUCUGCGCAACGCCAGAGGAACUUUGUUGGGAGGGGUAGUGGGGGUCGGUUCAGUGGAAGAGAUUUGGCUCAGCAACAUGGACCCCGUUCCAGUGAUCCAGUCAGGUAUUUCCCUCUUAGAGAGACGCAUCCCUCACUGAGUUCCUGUCAGGCGCAAAGAAUCAGGACUACAAAUUAAGUUCCAGUUAAACUGAUUUAUUGCUCAUGCCUAUACACCAGAGUCCAGUCAAGUAACGUUUAGUACUAAAUUGGCACUAGAUAAAAGUCAACGGAAUUCAAGAGGG